Messenger RNA from Aspergillus viridinutans, 279 nucleotides. Its product is annotated as 60S ribosomal protein eL43. The record is from RefSeq and is a predicted model, not a curated record. NCBI's taxonomy places the organism in Eukaryota, Fungi, Ascomycota, Eurotiomycetes, Eurotiales, Aspergillaceae. Gene Ontology annotation, biological process: translation. Gene Ontology annotation, molecular function: structural constituent of ribosome. Gene Ontology annotation, cellular component: ribosome. The coding region runs from base 1 to 279 and encodes 92 amino acids. The transcript is spliced from 4 exons.
AUGACGAAGCGCACUAAGAAGGUCGGUAUCACGGGUAAAUAUGGUACCAGAUACGGUGCCUCCCUGCGUAAGCAGGUGAAGAAGAUGGAAAUUACCCAGCACGCCCGCUACGUCUGCACCUUCUGCGGAAAGAACACCGUCAAGCGCCAGGCUGUUGGUAUCUGGGAGUGCAAGGGCUGCAAGAAGACCGUUGCCGGUGGUGCCUACACCGUCUCGACACCCGCCGCCGCUGCCACCCGCUCGACCAUCCGUCGUCUCAGAGAAAUCGCGGAGGUUUAA